AUGAGUACACAGCCUACUCAAAAUUUAGCGCAACAGCUAAACUUAGCAGAAAAAAAAAAACUCCAAGGGGUUAGCUAUAGGGUUAUGGUUAACUUACCUGUAAUAAUAAAAGACAAAGAAAUUAUUGAUCGAAAGCUUACAAUAGAUAUUUUCAAGAGAAAGGCAGCAUCAAAUCAGAAAUAAACAUAGCAAAAAAAGCACUUAUAAAUGAAAAAAACAGCUGAAGACUAGAUAGGUAGAAUAUACAUAAAUGAGUUAUGGAGUGAUAAAUUCCAUAAACUAGUUAUGAAUGAAUCAAGAAUCCAGGAAGUCUUAGAUAAAAUUUAAAAGCUUUACAGGAGGAAUGUAGAUGAGUUUGUAGAAGAUAUCCACAAUGCAGCUCAAUCAGAUAAAAAGACUGAUACAGAUGAAAUUAUUUAAAAACACAUUGAGAAAAGCUCGCUUCCAUAUAUCUUGAAAAAUAAUUCAAGUCUAUUAAAUAAUAUCAGCAAAAAGAUGUAAACAGAUACUAUUUAAGAUGACUAAGAAGAAGUAUCUAUUAUAUGUUCUAACAAGAGCUAUUCUACACAUAAUAAAAGAGACAGUUUAAAGAAUGAAUCAGUUUAUUUUCUUUUAAACAGAAAGGACUCAGAGUUAGAUAACUUAGAAAAAUCAAUCAAAUACAAAUUUUUAAGAAAUAAAAAGGACAACAUUCUGGCAAAACCUAAAGCCUAAGUUUUUGAAAACCCAAUUAACCCAACAUUUUUUAACAAUGCAUAGAAUAUUCUAUCACAGUGCAAAUAAAUUAACGAAGAAUGGGAAGUUAACAAAUAAUUACAAAGAAGAGCUUCUCCUUUUUAUACUGUCAAAGAAGAUAGAUUUUGA
Molecule: messenger RNA, 864 nt
Organism: Tetrahymena thermophila SB210
Lineage: Eukaryota; Ciliophora; Oligohymenophorea; Hymenostomatida; Tetrahymenidae
Exons: 3
Source: RefSeq, a predicted model, not a curated record